Messenger RNA from Microtus oregoni (creeping vole), 6014 nucleotides. It is a transcript of the gene Sack1f, whose product is annotated as family with sequence similarity 83 member F. The record is from RefSeq and is a predicted model, not a curated record. NCBI's taxonomy places the organism in Eukaryota, Metazoa, Chordata, Mammalia, Rodentia, Cricetidae. The transcript is spliced from 5 exons. The coding region runs from base 233 to 1705 and encodes 490 amino acids.
GUCGACGGGGUUGCCCCGAGGACCCCACAAGCGUUGUAGAGGCGGCGGGCGUUCUCUACCCGACGGCCGCGCCCGCACCGGGGCCCGCGCCGAUUGGCCGGCUGGCGGUCGCUGGGCGGGUCGAGGCGGACCUCGCGGCCAGGUGAGGCGCCCCGCCCCUCGACCGCUCCAGGUGCAGCGGUGGGGACGGUAGGGUCCAAAGCCCGGUGUCCCCGGACAGGGCUGGGGCGCCAUGGCCGAGUCCCAGCUGAGCUGCCUGGACGAGGCGCACGUGAACGAGAAGGUGACCGAGGCGCAGGCCGCCUUCUACUACUGCGAGCGGCGGCGGGCCGCGCUGGAGGCGCUGCUGGGUGGAGGCGAGCAGGCCUACCGCGAGCGGGUCAAGAAGGAGCGGCUGCGGGACUUCCUCUCCAGCAAGGAGCGCCAGGCCCUCCGCGCCGCCUGGAGCCCCUACGAGGAAGCCGCUGUCUCCAAGGCCGGUGGCAAGGCCAAGUCCAAGGCCCCGGCCGAGCCUAGCGAGUCCCUUGCCUAUUGGCCAGACCGCUCGGACACCGAAGUGCCCCCGCUGGACCUGGGAUGGACGGACUCCAGCUUCUACCGCGGCGUGAGCCGUGUCACGCUCUUCACCCACCCGCCCAAAGAGGAGAAGGCGCCGCACCUGAAACAGGUGGUCAGACAGAUGAUCCAGCAGGCCCAGAAGGUCAUUGCUGUCGUCAUGGAUCUUUUCACUGAUGGGGAUAUAUUCCAAGACAUCGUAGAUGCUGCCUCUAAGCGCCGGGUCCCUGUAUACAUCAUCCUGGAUGAAGCAGGAGUGGAGUACUUUUUGGAGAUGUGUCAGGGCCUGGAACUUGCUGACUUCCGCAUUCGGAAUAUCCGGGUCCGCUCUGUGACAGGAGUUGGCUUCUACAUGCCCAUGGGGAAGAUCAAGGGGACUCUCUCAUCGAGGUUCCUGAUGGUGGAUGGAGACAAAGUAGCCACUGGAUCUUAUAGCUUUACCUGGAGCUCCUCCUAUGUGGACAGGAAUCUUCUUUUGCUCCUGACAGGGCAGAACGUGGAGCCCUUUGACGUUGAGUUCCGGGAGCUGUAUGCCAUCUCUGAGGAGGUGAACUUAUACAAGCACCUGGGUCUGGCAGGCAGGCUUGGCCUCAACUACUCCUCCACUGUAGCUCGAAAACUUAUCAACCCCAAGUACUCCUUAGUGGCAGGCAGCCGCCCUCCUCCAGGAGAGAUGAUGCGCUGGGCGGUGCGACAGCAGCAGGAAACUGAUGGCAACGCAGAGGGACAGGAGGGCAGUGGCGGUGGCGAAUCUGCCCGGCGUCUGGAGAGCUUUCUCAAUGAUCUGGCUACAGUAGAACAGAUAUUGCCCACAGUAGAUUCCAUUUCCCCGAGAUUGCCGAGAACAAAGGAUGGCAGGACGGUCUCUCAGGUGCAUGGAGACCUGAGGCACAAAUCCCAGAAUGGCAAGGGAGAAGCUGCCAAUGGAGAUGCCAUCCCAGCCAAGGAGGGCAGACGCUUCGGCAGCAGGUUAUUCAGCCGACGAGUGAAGAAGCCUGCCGGGCCGAACGUGGAGAACUCCUCCUCCCCAGACAUUUUUGCUGAUGGGGAGUUUCCUCUGGCGAAGAAGCCCAACGAGGGUUCCAGUGCCAACAUAUCAGGUAAAGUGACUCCUAGGAUUACCAAGCCCAACAACUGUGUGAUCGCCUGAGCUGCAGGAUAGUGGUGGGUGGAACCUGCAGAUGCCCACCCAUCCUGUCCUAUGCUGGGAGAGCAUGGCCUAUACCCUGCAUUGGUUCACACAUCAGAACCUAACCAGGUCUCCUACCCUGCAGUCUCCACCCUGGUCUUAAGAUCUGAAUCCCAGAUGGCAGGAUCUCAACCAUCACCAUCCUCAGCAGACUGCUAUGGCCGGAAAAGGAACACUGCUACCUUGUUUAUAUGAAGUAGAAGCCUGGCUAGCAUCUGUUCUCCUUUAUGCCAACUUCCCCUCCACUGGGCCAGCCCUGCCCUACAGGACAACUGCCAUUCUUCCUACCUUGGAGGACAGGAUAUCCAAAGCAGCCCCAGCCACUUGGCUUUUUGUUGGACUUCUGGUGCUGUCCAGUUCCCCAUACCCCAGAGGUUGGCGGGAAAAGGGACGAAGAUGGGACUCAGAGCCAGUUUUGCUCUAGCCGUGUUCCCAAUGCAGCUGAUAUGGCCUUAGGGACACCUAUUCCGGCUGGCACCUGAACUAGUCUCUGAGUGGAAUGGGCUGGGGAUGGUGCUACUUUGGCCUCCUUUGGUAGUAGCAGGAUCUGACGGUGGUGAAGAGCCCCUUCCCUCCUGCACUGCUGUAGCCAGCCUGGCCCUGAGUGCCCUGGGCCUCCCUGGCUGGUGCCAUGGAAAACUGGGGCUCCACAGAGCGCCUUUCCCCAUGCCUGCGCCUUUCAGUAGGCUUUUGUUUACAGGCCCUGUGAAGGAUGGGGGUGCAGGGGAGAAGGCUGGGCCCAGGAGACAAGAGCAUUUGUGUUUCGUGACGGUUCCUCCCUGAGCAUUUGUGUGGCCUUCACACACUAGGGCUUCCUCAGUGAAAUUUCAGCCAAAGACUAGCCUUAGCCUCCUGCGAAAUGUCAGGCUGUUCUUAGACACCUCGGUUUCUCUAAAACAGGGUGGCCUAAUUUGCCACAGUACUAGGCCAGGACAACCAGCCCCACUGCCACCUCCCCACACAGUGAAUUGUCCAGGCUGAGGGAGAGUGAACAUUGACACAAAAGACACUAUCUAACUGCAGACAGAAUGACAGAGGGCAAAGGGCCACACAGAAGCCUUUCCAUUCCUCUAAACCAAGCUUAUGUCCCCUUUUCUUUCGGAAAAGCCCUUGGGUACCACUAGUACUGGGAGGGACACAGGCAUCUGCAAAGGCAGCCAGUGAGAGGCAGGGAGGGGGCACUGUGGGCUGUAGAAGUGGGGCAAUACAUGGUGACCUAUGCCUGUGUCUGGCUUCCUGGCUGGUGGGGAAUAAAAGGGAAAAUAAGGAUGGUCUCAGCCCAGCGUCCACUCUGUUCAUGAGGUUAGCUUCCGGGAGUGGGCAAGGAGCCCCACCAUGGCUUCCCAACCUUUUGUGAGGAUUAAACACUUCUGGUAAGUGCUUUCUGAAACAAGGCCGGCAGUGUGUCAUGUGCUUAUUCUAGAGGAAAGGGGAGGCAGGUGACAUGGGAAGUGGCCUGUUACACCUCUGUUGCGCUUGUCACCUUGAAGACAUGGAAUGCAAGGCCCCUAAACUACAUUGGAGAUAAGAAAUGACCGUGUAAAGAGUGGUCGCCUAAGACCAGGUAAGAGACCUGCUCUGUUCUGUUCUGUUCUCAAGCAAUUCUGUUGAGGCCAUCUUCUCUCUUCCCAGUGAGGGAAGCUAGCCUGUUUCACCCCGCCCCUGAGCCAGCCCUUCUGGACAGGCAGCCGGAGGGAGAAUGCUCUUCCCUACCGUACUGCUUUGCUGUCGCUGAGCCACUCACCGCAUGCUUUAGUCAUGAGCCUUACAAAGGCUGGCUGAAGAUAGAGUCUCUUGUGCAGGCUCACCACCAUCCCCAAAUCUGCAUCACAAGCAUACUCGAGGCCAACGCUGCAGAACCUGUUGGGAACAUAGGAUGUGGCCCAGGCUGGCCUCCAACAGCCGCUCAGUCCUCCUGAAUGCUGGGUUACAGGUGUGCGACAUCGCACCCAACUUUACCUCAUGAGAAUUUGGCAUAGAGUUUUGACUCUGAGGUUGGCUGACUUGCCUAAGAUUUUCCAUUCUGCAACAUCUUCCACCUUUGUCCUAGUUACCUUGUUUAACACUUCGCUGCCUUGUUCUCCCAAGAACAGGUGUGUUUAACACUUCACUGCCUUGUUCUCCCAAGAACAGGUGUUUGUGUACACACCUCUGCCUUCCAUUCCGCCCUCUGUCAGAUUUCCUCCCAAUCUGUUCCCCUUCCUUCAGUCUCAGCCAUGGUAAGCAACAUGGGACAUACCUACAUGUGUUCAGGAGUGGCCCCCUCCAAAAAAGAGCUAGCGCUGACAGCAAAAGAACUUCCAAACUCGAGGGAGGCAGACAGUCUGAGUAGACAUCACGAAGCCCCUGUCUGCAGCAAGUGGCCCCGCCUGUGCCAUGGCUGCAGUGUAUCACCUGGCACUUCCCUGCCCUCAUGUCUUCUUCCCCACAGGGCCCAGUGGGUGUCACGAGUCAUGUACUGCUUUUCCAAAGGCACGAGAUUUGCUUCAGAGUAGGUUCAGUGGGUUGAACCUGACCAAGGUAGGAAGAAUGCACGCCAGAGAAAAGCAAGAGGUGGCAGGUGCAGACGAGCAAGUGUUAACAGGCCAAGAAAUCCCAGGGCAGACCCGGCGGCCUCAUGGGGUUAGCCCCAGGCUUCCCAGCUUGCCCAGCUGUGGAGCAGGGAACGUGCUACAUACUCUACCAUCUGGUAUGAUAGGUGCCUAUUCUUCCUUGGCCAGGCUUUAGGCACAAAGGCCACAUCUGUCUGGCUCAAUGUCAUGACCAUAGUAUCUUCUUAAUAUCUGUUGGUUAAGUGGUUGAAAAUUGGAUGGCUUGUAAGAUUGAUCAGUGAGUGAAAACACUUACUGUACAAGGAUGUGGCCUGGGUUCAAUCCCUGGAACUAAAGGUAGAAGAAAAGAACCGACUCCCAAAAGUUGUUCUCAAACCUCCACAUGUACAAGCUCUAUGGUGACAUGUGUAUGGUCAUCAUUCACACUACAUAUCUGAGUCCUUUCCGAGAGAAACUGAGAAAGACCUUGACAUUGGCAGGUUAGUCCAAAUCUACCCCCACUCUGUGGGAAAGACUGGAGUCCAGUUAUAGUGAUGCCCUAGUGCACUGUCUCUCCACCUUUCCAUGACACCCGUUCAGAAACAAGUUCUUGUCCAGGAAACUGGUUAGAAGCUGAGGCAGUCUGAAGACGCCCAAAAGCAGCUUCAGGAACAGAUGCCUAUGGCAUAGGAAGUGAGCUAGGACCUGGCAUGAAAGCUGGCAAGCAUGUGGGAGCCUGCAGAAGGAAAAGCACAAAAGGCAGAAACAGGAGGCAUGUCCACAGUACCCAUGAUCCUAAAGGAAUCCAUUGUAUGCCAAAGAUCUUGCUUUGUGGUUUACAUUUCCCCACUGGCAGCUUGGUGGUUAGGCGACUGAAUAGGGAAGGGCAACUCACUGCUUGUCUGCAGUGAGCUAUUUAGCAAGUGGAUAGUUACUGGGUGCCAGGCCUAGCGACACACAGUGACUGAGGAAGGCAAGGUUUGAAAGCAGAGUGGAUGAAGUCAGGAGGUGGUGGCGCACACCUUUAAUCCCAGCAAUUGGGAGGCAGAGGCAAGUGGAUCUCGGCAAGUUUGAGGGCCAGCCUGGUCUACAGAGCAAGUUCUAGGACAGCUAGAGCUACAUAGUGAGAACCUGCCUUGAAAAACCAAACCAAACCAAAAACCAACAAGAAAAGAAAGCAGAGUGAAUGCGUGCUGCUUGUGGUGACUUUCAUGAGGGCGUGAAGUAGACUAGGCUGUCCCAGACAGAGUCCUGGCUCUUCCACUACAUGGCUAGGUGCCCAACAGCCUUACUUCUAGAAUUUGGAUUUCCUUAUAUGUUGCGUGGAAGACACCCACCAAGAUAAAACAUCUAGCAGGAGAGCAUUCAGGCUUGGAACUUCCAGAAGGAUUUUGUGACGUCUUCCUGUUCCCGCACCCUGGCAAACAGUUAAGCUCGGGGUGCUUGGUUGACACACUGGGCUGAGUACUAGUUCACCUGGAGGAAGUCUCAAGGCCCAGGGGUGGAGAAAACUGUCAAAGCUUCUGUUUGUGCACUGUUGGACAAGGACUCGAGUGUACCACGUCCUCACCUCAGAAGGCAGCGGGUUCAAGAAAAUCUCAUUUCUCUUGACUAAUAGUUGUGGGUGAAACGGACAAUUUUAGCUUGUCUGGCGAAUACUGUAAAUAUGCAAAAUACAAAUAAAGCUUGAACCAAAGACAGUAUUCUGUACUCAAGAAGCUGGCCCACUCAGUACCACA